CUCUUUUUAUUUUCCUUUUCUCGCUAAGAAAAAAAAUAAUACAGCUUUGCUAAACCCAAUCAUGGCGACUCCGGCACCAGCACCACAACAACAACUCAACGACGAAGCCAACGAUGAGAACGUUCAAUUCUUUCAAGAAUUCCUUGACAGUGAGAACGUCCAAGGCGCCAGAGAACACGGCAGCUAUCGAUCCCAGAUUAGCGGCAUGUUGGCCACCGGUCAGCGUCGUCUGAUUAUCAGCAUCGAUGCUCUCCGUCAUUACAAUCGCCCAAUGACCGAUAAUUUGCUGAAUUCACCAAGCGAAUACAUUACCGCAUUCGAGAAGGCAUUGAAAAACCUUGUCGAUACUGUGCACGAUCCAACCUUACAUAAUGUUCAAGAUCAACCUUUCUAUAUCGGCUUCCGCGGCAGCUUUGGUGACAACCACGUUAACCCACGUACCCUUCGCUCCAUGUACCUUGGCAAACUGGUUUGCAUUGAAGGCAUUGUCACAAGAUGCUCAUUGGUGCGGCCCAAGGUGGUGCAGUCAAUCCACUACUCUGAAAAGACCAAAAAGCAUUUCGCACGCGAAUAUCGGGAUGCUAUCACACCUGGAAACCCUAUUCCAACGGGUGCAGUCUACCCAACAGAAGAUGACAACGGCAACCCACUUGUCACUGAAUUUGGUUUCAGCACAUACCGCGAUCAUCAAACAAUCAGUAUUCAAGAAAUGCCUGAGCGUGCACCGGCUGGUCAAUUGCCUCGUUCCGUUGACGUUGUUCUGGAUGAUGAUUUGGUCGAUAGAGCAAAGCCUGGUGAUCGUGUCAGCAUUGUUGGUAUCUACCGCUCGCUCGGUAACAGAAAUGCAAACCAGACCAGCUCCACUUUCCGUACUGUCAUUCUGUGUAACGAUAUUAGCUUGUUGAGCACCAAAGCUGGUGGUGGCAUCGCUUCGCCCACUAUUACGGACCAGGAUAUUCGUCAUAUCCAUCAGCUCGCUAAGAAGAGAAACAUUUUUGAUGUCCUCUCUCAAUCAUUGGCUCCUUCGAUUUGGGGUCAUGAGCAUAUCAAAAAGGCAGUGUUGAUGAUGUUGCUGGGUGGUGUUGAAAAGAACUUGGACAAUGGCACUCACAUCAGAGGUGAUAUCAAUUUGCUGAUGGUUGGUGAUCCUUCCACUGCCAAGUCCCAGAUCUUGCGUUAUGUUCUUGGCAUUGCUCCUCUUGCUAUUGCAACGACUGGUCGUGGUUCAUCUGGUGUUGGUUUAACAGCUGCUGUGACAUCCGAUAAAGAAACUGGCGAACGUAAAUUGGAAGCCGGUGCAAUGGUGCUUGCUGACAGAGGUGUUGUGUGUAUCGAUGAAUUUGACAAGAUGAGCGACAUUGAUCGUGUCGCUAUUCACGAGGUCAUGGAACAGCAGACUGUGACCGUCGCCAAGGCCGGUAUCCACACAUCUUUGAAUGCACGAUGCAGUGUCGUUGCUGCUGCUAAUCCUAUCUAUGGCCAAUACGACUUGUCAAAGGAUCCAGCAAAGAACAUUGCAUUGCCCGACUCGCUACUGUCUCGUUUCGAUUUGCUCUUUGUUGUAACGGAUACGAUGGAAGAAUCGCGCGAUAGAAUGAUCUCGGAACACGUACUGGGUAUGCAUCGAUUCAUCCCAGCUGGUCUCGAAGAAGGUGCACCUAUCCGAGAGCAGAUAGAUGAAAUCAUGGAUACGGACGCCAACGAGCAAGACGCAAAUGACGAAGAUAUUUACGAGAAGUUCAACCGUCUGCUCCAUGCCAACGUUCAACAACAAAACUCUGGAAACGCCAGACCCAAAAUCCUCAAAUCUACUUUCCUCAAAAAAUAUCUGUUCUAUGCAAAGAACCGCAUCACUCCUACCCUCACAAAACGCGCCACCGAUACAAUUAUCAACGAAUACACAUCUCUUCGUAAUGACAAGGACGAAGAUUCUCGAAAAAAGACUGCGCCUAUCACUGCCCGUACCCUCGAAACUCUUAUUCGUCUUUCCACUGCACACGCAAAGGCACGAUUGAGCAACAAAAUUGAGGAUAAGGACGCCAAGGCAGCAGCGGAAGUAUUACGGGUAGCGAUGUUCAAAGAAGUUGUGCGCAAGACAAAGGCUAAGCGAAGAAAGACCGUCGCCACUUCAGAUAAUGAAGAAUCCGAAGACGAAGCAAGCGAUUCAGAAAUGGAAGAAGAGGAAGAAGAAUCCCAACACAUGGGAACUCGGCGGUCCAACCAAGAACAUGUGGAUGAAGAUACCGCAAUGGAUGUGGAUGAGGAUGAACUGACUGAAGCAAGAUUCCAACUCUUCCAAAGUAAGAUGAACCAAAUUGAUCUAAGUGAAGGUUUACCUUUUGAAGAAGUAUUUGGUCAAAUCAACCAGCUGGUAUCCGGCCAAGACUUCAGCUUAAUUGAGACCAGAAGGGCACUGGACAGAAUGUCUACUGAUAACAAAGUCAUGAUCAGCGAUGGCACCGUCUAUCGUAUCUAAACGCAUCUUUUCUUUCCAUUUUUUACUCCCCUACUCCUUUUUUUUUCUUUGAACUUGGCAUGAAAAAGAAUAUGUAAUUAGCUAAUUCAGUAAAAAUAAAAACACCAAGCACGCACACACC
Zychaea mexicana is the source of this 2597-nucleotide messenger RNA. Its product is annotated as MCM2/3/5 family-domain-containing protein. The record is from RefSeq and is a predicted model, not a curated record. Gene Ontology annotation, cellular component: nucleus; MCM complex. Gene Ontology annotation, biological process: mitotic DNA replication initiation; DNA replication; double-strand break repair via break-induced replication. Gene Ontology annotation, molecular function: single-stranded DNA helicase activity; ATP hydrolysis activity; ATP binding. The transcript has 10 exons. NCBI's taxonomy places the organism in Eukaryota, Fungi, Mucoromycota, Mucoromycetes, Mucorales, Lichtheimiaceae. Bases 62 to 2476 code for a protein of 804 amino acids.